Molecule: messenger RNA, 546 nt
Organism: Aspergillus ochraceoroseus IBT 24754
Lineage: Eukaryota; Fungi; Ascomycota; Eurotiomycetes; Eurotiales; Aspergillaceae
Product: hemerythrin domain-containing protein
Exons: 3
Coding region: 1-546 (181 amino acids)
Source: RefSeq, a predicted model, not a curated record
AUGGCACAAGAGGACAGCUUAGCUUCUUCGUCACCGGAUGGAGACGCUCUACCUCAACUGUCUCCCUCUGAAUUCCGCAUCUACAACCGAAUGUCAGAGAAGAUGAAUCUUAUUCACAACCAGUUCCGCUUCCUGUGGACCCAACUAAAAGACUCCUGCACAACCAACAACGCACUAUACCUUCUCACAGACGACGACGACUUCAUCUUGACGGGACUGGGCUUUUGCUCCGGCCUGUCAGGUCAUCAUUCUAUCGAGGAAUGGUAUAUCUUCCCACAGCUUGCGCUGCGCAUGCCCGAGUUCACCGACGGGGAUAUCCUCAAAGAGCAGCAUAGACGGAUCCAUACGGGGUUAGUCCGAAUGGAGAAGUACCUUGAGCGCUGUGGAGAGGGGGAAAUGCAGUUGGAUCGUGCCGAGGUGAAACGCGUCAUGGAUGGGUUUGGGGAUGUGCUCUGGGAGCAUCUGAAUGAUGAGGUUGUGAUUUUGCGGGCUGAGAACAUGAGGAAGUACUGGAGUCUAGAGGAGAUGGAGAAGCUUCCAAUUUAA